Monoraphidium neglectum is the source of this 426-nucleotide messenger RNA. RefSeq lists its product as hypothetical. Gene Ontology annotation, cellular component: nucleus. Bases 1 to 426 code for a protein of 141 amino acids. Lineage: Eukaryota; Viridiplantae; Chlorophyta; Chlorophyceae; Sphaeropleales; Selenastraceae. Gene Ontology annotation, molecular function: calmodulin binding; sequence-specific DNA binding; DNA-binding transcription factor activity. The record is from RefSeq and is a predicted model, not a curated record. Gene Ontology annotation, biological process: regulation of salicylic acid biosynthetic process. The transcript has 2 exons.
AUGCGCCUCCUCGUGCGCGCCACGCACGCCGACGGCCGCGCGCUGCGCGUGCGCCCGGCGACGAGCACGCCGUUUGUCGUGGCGACGCGGCGCGUGCGGAACGACCUCAAGGCAGACAUCGCCAGCGUGGACGAUCCGGUCGGCACGCUGCUGCACAUGGGGCGGGAGACCAUCAGAAAGCUAAAGAAUCUGCGGACUGCCGCGGAGCAGGCCGGGAAGGAGAUCAACAUACCCGAGAACCGGGUCGUGAAGGUGGGAGACUUUCAGGCCCUCGUCCGCCGCGCCGACCAAGACGGCCACCUGCGGCAGCAGCUGCGCUGUGUGCUCAAGCUGUCAGAGGACAAGUGGAAGGAGGCGCGGGAGCGCGCGCUGCGGGCGGUGGUGCCGGACAACAGGAUGAGGGCUUGGUACGCCAACAGGAGGUGA